Molecule: messenger RNA, 5687 nt
Organism: Hyalella azteca
Lineage: Eukaryota; Metazoa; Arthropoda; Malacostraca; Amphipoda; Hyalellidae
Product: roundabout homolog 2
Exons: 23
Coding region: 1-4578 (1525 amino acids)
Biological process (GO): axon guidance; homophilic cell-cell adhesion; dendrite self-avoidance
Cellular component (GO): plasma membrane; axon
Molecular function (GO): cell-cell adhesion mediator activity
Source: RefSeq, a predicted model, not a curated record
AUGACUGGAGGUGCCGGGGGCUCCCCCCCACGGGUGAUAGAGCAUCCCAAGUCCCUGGUGGUGUCGCGAGGGGAACCUGCCACCCUCAACUGCGCCGCCGAGGGCAGCCCUCAGCCGAGGAUUGCAUGGACCAGGGACGGCGAGGCGGUGGUGACGUCAGAGCAGGAUCCUCUGUCACACCGCCUGCUGCUGCCCUCAGGAUCCCUCUUCAUCCUGUCGACCAAGCAGGGCAAGAAGGACUCCGACGCAGGACUGUACCGCUGCGUCGCUAGGAACCCUCACGGACAGGCCUUCUCGCGCAACGCCUCCCUCACCAUCGCAGUGCUGCGGGAGGAGUUCCGGGAGGUGCCGCUGGACGUGAGCGUCGCGUCAGGGGGGGCGGCGGAGCUGCGCUGCGCCCCCCCUCGGGGGCACCCGCCCCCCACCCUCUCCUGGACCCGCAACGGCCACGAGAUCGACUUCACCUCACUGGGUGACAGGGUGUACGUCAGGAGCGACGGGUCGCUCGUCUUCAGCGACGUCUGGCAGACAGACGAAGGAGAGUACGUCUGUCACGCCGUCAACGCCGCCGGACGUCGCAGCUCCCCGCCUGCUAUUAUCGACGUUCUCGUGGCGCCCUUCUGGGUGAAGGUCCCCCGCCCCGUGGUGGGGGUGGCGGGGGAGGCCGCUGAGAUCAGCUGCCGCGCUGGGGGAGACCCUGAGCCCCAGGUGGUGUGGCGGCGGGUGGGGUCGCGUAUGCCGGUGGGGAGGGCGACGGUGGUGAGAGGCCGCGGUCUGAGGGUCGCGCCUCUGAGGCCAGAGGACAGCGGCGUGUACGUGUGUGAGGCCACCAACUCCGCCGCCGCCAUCGCUGCCAACGCCUCCCUACUCGUACAAACCUCCCCACGGGUAGUGGACGUGCCUGGGGACGUGGUGGUAGAGGAAGGAUCCCCACUGCGCCUAUCCUGCGCUGCUUCCUCCACUCCUCCCCCCUUCGUGUACUGGGCGCGCGAGGGCGGCCAUCCUUUGCUGCCCGCCGAUAACCGACCGAUGGCCGCCGAUAACCGGCCGAUGGCCGCCGAAAACCGACCGAUGACCGCCGAAAACCAGCGGCAAUUGGCCGCCGAUAAUUUGGUUCAUGGGAGCCGUUCACUUGCAGAGGAUAUCGUAGUCCACGACCUGCAAAUGUUCCCUAAGGAUAGCCACUUGUUGUCUUCUGAUAACAACCACAAGAGUUAUCCUUCGUCCGAUAACAGCCAUCGUGCUGAUAACUACAACACACACGCUGAGCCCCCUGAGGGUUCAGAUGAACCCUACACAGCCGUGUCAUCUGUGUACUUCACACAAAGGGCUGAUCGACACCACUCAGGGAGAUACGUGUGUGGGGCUGUUAACCCCGCCGGGGGGGUUAUGACCAGGGUCGGGGUUAGGGUUAGACCCGCGCAUCUCUUACCGCCUCCAAUAGUGAGGGUUGGACCCGUGAACCAGACGGUGCAGGUUGGGGGGCGCGUUGCCCUCGUGUGUCGUGUGUGGGGGGCGGAUGUGGUGCAGUGGGUGCAUGAAGGAGCCCCCGUCAAGAGCUCCCCCAGACAUCGCGUCCUCGCUGACGACACCCUUACCAUCAAAGAUCUCUCUCCCCACGACCUGGGGCGGUACACAUGUGUGGGGAGCUCGUCGAGGGGGGAAACUGUCGCCCACGCGUACUUGAAAGCAGCAGUGGGCUCUGAUGCCUCAAGUGUGUCCCCACGACCCACUGAUCCCGACGCGGCCCCCUCCCCCCCACCCACACCUACGGUCACGGCAGCUAAUGGCACGACGGCCCACUUGGUGUGGGCGCCGCCCUCCCGCCAGGGGUCUAGCCCCGUUACGUCCUACAGCGUCGAAUUCUACGCAAGUUCCGGAGGGACAUGGCGCGUGGCAGCUGAGGGGCUUAGAGAACCCGAGUUUACCCUCACAGGGCUUGAGCCCCAGACGUCGUAUGGGGUUGUGGUGCGAGCCCUUAAUGGGGACGGCGUUUCUGAACCAUCCGGGAUCGCAGAGGUGGGCGGGGAGGGCCAAUGGGCCACGCAAAGGACCCGGGAGGCGGAGAAGCUCCAGCAGGUCGUGCUGUUCCUGAAGGAGCCGUCCACUGUCAGCACCAGCACUGGGCCCGCUGCUGCCACCAUCUCCUGGCUGUUGAAAGGGGAAGCUUCUGCUGUAGAAGGAUUCUACAUCCGCCUGCAGCACCUGCCUAGGGAGGCCUUACCUCCCCAGACCUCAGCAAUAUCUUCACCAGUCCUGGGGACUCUUGAGAAGUCCUCUUUCGUCUCCGGCGGAUUCCCCCCAGACCCCCAGUCCCCCUUCACGAGUGAACUGGACGGGAACUCGUCAGUCGUGACAGUCCUCAACGCGGGGUCUGGUCUAUCGUCCUACGUCCUGCAGGGUCUACACAACUACCGCGCCUACACGGUCUUCCUGGUGCCCUUUUACGACACGUUUGAGGGUAGACCCUCGAACAGCAGGGCGUUCGUCACGCCCCUCGCAGCUCCCUCAGCGCCCCCCCAGAGCGUGGGGGUGCAGCUCACCAACGCCUCCUCCGCCACCCUCUUCUGGGCCCCACCCCCGCCCCUCCACCGCAACGGCCCCAUCACCUACUACCAGGUGGAGGUGGUGGCGAGCGACGGCUCCGUCUUCCUCUCCCGUAAGGUGAACGGCUCCACGUGUUCCCUCCUGGUGGGGGGGCUGCAGGUGGGGAAUGAUUACCACCUGAGCCUCGCCGCCGCCACCGCCGGGGGUCGGGGUCCCUUCUCCCCUUCCCUCCUUCUGCACGUGGACCCCGUACAGCUGCACCCCCUAGCCAACGCCGGCCCGUCGCUGGGGGCGCUGCAGGGGGACAUGGUGCUGAUGGGGGCGGUGGGUGCGGCGGUGUUCUGCCUCCUGCUAGCCGCCGUCACCGCCACCCUGGCGCUGCGCCGCCGCGCCCGUAACAAGGCGCUAGCUCAUCACACCCCGUCGGCGCACAAGAGCGACGCGUUGUCCACGAGCCUGGGCGCUGCGAGCGCCUGCCUGUGGGAGGAGUACGCGGGCUGGCAACUAGAGAAGUGCGGUGCCCCCCCUGCUGCUGACAAGAUCCUCAAGGGCGCCCCCCACGAGGGUAUGGAGGGCAGCGUGCCCGUGGGGCGCAACCUGAUCACCUUCUACCGGGGCACAGGGUCCUCUGAGGGGCCUUACGCCACCACCUCCCUGCUGGGGCCUACGUCGGGAGCAGCGCUUCUGCGCGCGAUGAAGGUCCCCGACGACGCCCCCCACUGCGACCCCCCCGACCAGGACGGCUCCCGAGCGCCGUCGGAGCGCUCCUUCUACACCGGCGAUGGACUGAACACCUUGAGGAGACACAAGAACCCCAGCAAUAGGGGACACGGCGCGCCCCCUCUUCCCUGCCACCCCCCGCCUGGGGUGCCGCCCCCCGAAGACCCCCCAUCCCCCUGCUACUGCGCCUCCUCCGAGAGCCCCUACAGCGAAGCCCACUACACCGCCACCCACCGCCUCCCCCUCACCCCCCAACACCUCCACCAUCUACAACACCUACAACUCCAACUCCAGCAACAACCGAGAUGUGCAACACACGUCUACGCCUCCACCAACCCUCUCCCUCCCUUCCCCUCUGAAGCAUCCCAUAUGAGAACUCCUGAGCUUUGCCGGACUUCUGCCGUCUAUGAAUCCGCGUCCCUACAAUACUCACCCGCUGGCUAUUAUUUACCAACCGCCACGACAACCGCCGCCGGCUACUUCUUACCAACCGCCACAACCGCUGCAACCGGGUUUAUCAAACCGUCUACGACGAGUUCCUCUAGCAAAGAGUCCAUGCAAGAUGCAAGCGAAAUCCUACAGCCUACGCUGCCGUGCCUGACGUACGAAGCUCUGCGGGCUCUCGGGCAAGACAUAGCGGCGUUCAGGGCACGACAGCAACAACGCGAUGAUGCCCUCGACGCUCUAACUAGCGCACAAGACAAGCGCAGCGCAACCAGUGCGCUGGAAGAUGAGGUUGCCAACUUGAAGGAUAAGUUGGCCAGAGAUAGAAAAUCUAUGGACUCGUGUUCGUCCUUUGAUACUACAACCGACCGACUACCUCAGCGCAACCAUAAAAACCAAUCCUACGAUCACCACGACAAUCAUAACCUUCACAACCACCCUGACAGCAAACAGUCAAGCAACUCUACUACAUCACCUCAUCCAGCCUCUCCCUCCCCUCACACAACGUCAACCACUCCAGGAAAACUAACCCCGCUUGCGGGGACACUUGCACCUGGGGGUUCUUUGCCCCCUAUGGGGAUUGCUCCCCUGGGUGAGGGGGAGAGUGAUAACCUCACUGCAGAAGAGGAUGAGUGUUCAGGGUGUUCGUGUUCGUGCACGGAUAACGAAGAGUCGUCCGUGUACGCCGAAGCCGACUUUGCAGACGACGUUCGGUCGACACUGCAGGACACGGCGACUCACAGCAGUAAAGGCAGCUCCAUGAAGCGAAGGCAUCGACAUCGAACAACCUUCCUCUCCUCGCCCUCUCCAGGGAGCUGUCCCGCCCCGCACCCUGCCGCUGAAGCUGCGCAUCUCUCGACCGCCUGAGCCGCGACAGCGCUGGGAUCCCGAUGCAAAUUAUAAGUCCGUUUGUAAGUUAUUUGCAAGAAAAAUGACGAGUUAACGAGCAAAAUCCGUAAACAUGCGUGAAUUUGCGUGCAACUAUAAAAGAUGAAUUUGUUCACGUGAGUUAGUGUAGUAGUUGAUGUUUUUAAUAAAUGAUUUAAUAAAAAAAUUGGGAGUUCGGUGGGUGCAAUGGAUUCAAUUGUGCUAAAAAGAUUAUUAUCUCUUACGAGCCUUUAAAUUAUCAUACUACGAGUUCGGCUGUAGGAAGAAAGGCUCUGUUUUAUGUAAUGAAAAAUUAAUUUAGUAAGGAAAAUUAAGACAUCAUAGAUGAUGGUGUAAGUUCCUUCAAAAUAAAUGCAAUAAUUUCCCAUCGAAUCGAAUCGGAAGGCAGAUAUCUUUUCAAUUGCCAUUCAUUCUUUCAUCAUCUUAUUUAUUUGUACCGAAAGAAUGUAAAACGAACAUAAACUUAACUUCAAAUUUAGAAGACUAAAAUUUUUAUUUUAUAUGAACGUUUUCAGGAGCGGUCUAAUUGAUUUCAAGCUCCUGUUUCUGUAUUCUUCACGAAAUCAACAUUCGUGAUUUACUAGAAACUUGAGGUGAAGAAAUCGGAGCACAGGACGAUGCAGGAGUAACUCACUGUCUAUUAAACUGAUAAGCUUUAGUUAACACAUGGCAAGUCGCAACGGUUGACUAAUAAAAGCUGCCGUUACUCGUUCCAAGCUCAAUGAACUCCGAUUUCUUGUAACCUUCCGAAUUUAUCGGUCUUGUCACGUUCUCUUCGGUUAUCAAGUUGCCAAGUUGUUAGUUGUUUUUAUUGUUUUGUUAUCUAAAAACAACAAUAACUUGUUUUUAAUGGUUACCUAAUAUUAUUUUAAAUAUUGACAAUGUUUGUGGUAAUAUCAUACUUUAUUUUCAUCAAGGCCGUUUGUGUGAGUGCACCUCACAUCGAAAAUUAAGCUAACCUCUCAUUUGUUAUUUUAUUGCGUCCAAGGCCUUUUACUUGAAAAUUAUUUACUUAAGAAGAUAAGAUAAAAUCCCUGGGAUUUAUUGUCAUAGGGUACGCACACAGUGGAAGCAGGUUUGCCCGCGCG